Messenger RNA from Truncatella angustata, 1948 nucleotides. Its product is annotated as Clr5 domain-containing protein. The record is from RefSeq and is a predicted model, not a curated record. Bases 149 to 1651 code for a protein of 500 amino acids. The transcript has 2 exons. NCBI's taxonomy places the organism in Eukaryota, Fungi, Ascomycota, Sordariomycetes, Amphisphaeriales, Sporocadaceae.
CACCUCUCAUAUGCACCGUCGGAAUCAUCCGACAAAACCUGGGCGGCUUAUUGCCACUCAACCUCAAUAUUUAGAUGAAGCUAUCAUAUCAUGACAGCCCCAGAUAGCCGAUAUAUCGACGCUAUAGCUCAGAGGCACGAGAUCGGCCAUGUCACAGCCGGCUCGCGCGGCCGAUGCCCCGCCCCAGCGUGGAGACUGGGAGCGGCACAAGCGAAGGAUCGCACAGCUAUACCUGGAGGAGAACAAGCCCCUAAGAGAGGUCGCUGAUGCCAUGCGUACGGAGCAUAACUUCACUGCUACACCAAAGAUGUACAAGCAGCGCUUUCAUCAAUGGGACUUCCGAAAGAAUUUGAAAGCAGGUGAAGUCAAGAAGUACAAGGUCCAGACUGCAGCCGGGCAUGAGACCCAUCUUCCCGUUGUCCACGGACGUAAAUUAGGCUCUAAACGGCUGAAGUCUCUGGUUGUCAAGUCAAACAAGUCCCUGUCACGGUCACCGGGGUCAGAAAGCUCUUAUGGUACGCCAACGCCGACCACACCAGGGCCAGCCACGCCACUGCCGGGCACCAUUAGUGCUCCAGAUGACGUUCGUCUUGCCGAAAACUCUAUUCGUGCUGUGGUAGCAUAUUCGAGGACGCAACUGAACGACCAGCUCUGGAACCUUGCCAAUUACGACGAAAAACUCACUGGUACAUAUUUCUGGUCACAAGGGAUAAACCUUGCAGCAUACAAGAUUGCCGAGAAGCGGGAUCUAGCCGCCAACUUUCAAGUUCUGAAUAAAUCUUGCGAUGAGUUUAGAAGUGUCCUUAAGAAACAGGAUCCUUUACUUGUAUGGGCAACAUAUAACGCCAUCUUACAGCUUUCAAACGUCGGAGAGGAUAUAGCGAAGUCUUUCGCCAAAUUAGCCGCGGGUUUGUCGCAAAUACAUUUUGGAAGGUCUCAUCCUAUGACGGUGCUCUGGUCCAGUGUGCGGCGGAUGAGCGUGCAAGAUGUUCAGAAACUAGCACUACCCAUUACGGACGCGCAAUUCGGUCUGUUCCACGACGACUCAAGACCAGGCAACUCGUUCUGGCCUAAGCAUACUAUCAACGUGGCAAAGAAGCUUCAUGAUCUAGGCCUGAUCACUCCAGAACAGACCCAUCAGAAAUUAAACUAUGCCCUGCAGUGGAUUCAGCAAAAUCCAGGGCCGGAUAUCCAGGUAGCUGAGGAGCGGCUGAACUCGACCCGAAUGUUCAUUGCGUGCAUAUAUAUUGACCAUAAAGAGUACAGCAAGUCUGACGCUGUUCUUAGCGAAGUUGAACGAUGGAAAGACAACGGCGGCCUGAUUAGUGACAAUCAAUUAGUCAACUGCACAGAGAUACGAGCGGAGCUGGAGUGGAAGAUGGGCAACAAUGACAGGUCUGAAUUCUUGUAUAAAAAGGCAUUAGCGACGGCGCAGGAGCUGCUUUGGGAGAAGGACCCUGGCCGCAUCGGCUUCUCGUUUUCGGCCCUGGAAAACUUCUAUAUCGAGACGGGGAACGAGGACGCCGCUGAGACGGUACGGGCGGCUUAUAACGCACAUCUGCAAUUAUUUGUGGGCGAUGCCGAGGAAGGAAACAUGCUGAUGGAAGACACGAGAGUGCAAGAAUUAAGCGACUAUGAAAGCGAUGGCUGAGUGGAAGUCGUGCACAUAUAUGGACAGAAUGCCAAUAUGGUGGUCCCUACCUGACGCGUCUACUGACAUUGUGCGAGGAAUAUCCAGGCCUGGAGAAUUACAAACCCUCAUAUCGACAGCUCUCUCCAAUCCGUGUUGCAGCGGUUUGAAUAUACUAUUCAAGACCUCACAUUGGUGAGGUGGGCAGCAGCACCAACCUCGUCGGGUUGCAGCGCGGGGCUGGCUGAUUACGAAUGGGAAUAGGUUCAUAGUUCCGGGCAACUGAAAGACUGAAUAAACAAAUGAAAUGAAUGGCCG